Ruditapes philippinarum (Manila clam) is the source of this 1792-nucleotide messenger RNA. RefSeq lists its product as uncharacterized. Lineage: Eukaryota; Metazoa; Mollusca; Bivalvia; Venerida; Veneridae. The record is from RefSeq and is a predicted model, not a curated record.
CUUUAAUAAUCGAUUUAAACUUAAUUAGAUAACGUUAUACAGUUCAUAAUUUAUGUCAAACGAAUUUCAAAAUUUUCAAUAUACUGUCAUAACAGACGAUAAAUUAAUAGUUUUGUUGUAUUUUUACAUUGAUCUACCGACAAGCGUGCUUUUUAGCGCCAUUAUCUUUUUUAGGAAUUACAGUUAUUACGGAAAAAUACCGGUCGGAAAAUAAAAACGUACGAGGGAGGAAAAUGGAACGGUGUCAGUGUUUUUGAACGCAAAUUAUUAUGAAUUUCGUGGCUAAUACGAGUAUGGAUUAUUCUACAUAGAAAUUCAACUAUUUGGUGAGCUGAUAAUCAGCUGUUCGUAUGUAUGUUUAAACGGGCAAGAUAACAAGAGUGAAUUUUAUCUUAAGAUCCGCCGAAAUAUAUACAUGAGUUUUUCUUUAUUAUCUACAUUGUAUAUUUGCAAACGAUGGAUUACUGCAGCGUCCGAAAUUAACACAAAAUGGAAAACCAUUGAAACAAACUUUUUCUUUUUCUUUUUUUUAAAGCAAUAAAAUAUAGUCGAGCUUUGAUAUUACGUUAACAUUGUUAUUCUUAAUUGAUUUUUUCUUUAUUACCAAAACAUGUGAAUUUUAAUUGGAAUAAUAGUGAAUUUCGCCUAAUAUAAUAAAAGCAACAAUUUCGCAAUACACGGAGUGACAUAAUAAUUAAAUUUAGAUUUUAAAAGAGGGUGGACUAUAUACAUAGUGUAUUGGAAAACUUUAAGAUAGAAAAGCAGAGGAACAUAAUUUUCAGUUUGUUUUCGUUGACCUUAGCAAUCUGUUCGUAUUUGCGUAUUUCGGAAUUGCUGGACAACCAUGUUAUUUCGCUUGACACUUUUCAAUCUGCUGAUGUUGGCGCUAUUUGGAGUUGCAGACUCUAGAACCCCGUAUGCUUACCACAUAGAGUCCGAGCACGAGUCUCUUGUCGGACACAUCAGCCAUGAUGCAGAAAAAGGGUCAAAGGUCGUUGCGGAAACCGCUGAAGAGCUGGCCUCAGAACAUGGUCAUGAAGAGACAGAAAAAGAGAUUAUAUACCUAAAGGUUUUGAUUGAACAGACGCAGAAAUCACUCCAUCCAGAAAAGUUAACAACAGAAAAUUUCGACGUUUCGAUGGUAACGCAUCAUGACAGGAAGACAACUCAUGACAAUACCAAUACAGGUUCCAAUACAUUUAAUCACGUGCCAACACAUACAGCCCGGAUGACAGGAAAUGACGUAUUAUCCAGCCACGUGCCAGGGGUUCAUUCUUUGCCGAACUCUCAGCAAAUGACGAGUGAAACUAAAGUUAUAACGUCCCAUGCACAACCAACUUCCCCUACCGGAGGUAUUUCAUCAGCCACAAACACGCACAGCGGAUUGCCACACCAAGUCCACCUGACAACGGCAAACACUGGUGUUCAGCACAACCAGCAUCAGUUAAGAAACUUGAUACCCCAUGGCCAUAAUAUUCAUAUCACUCAUCUUGUCCAUGAACCAGUUCACCCUGCCGUUAAUAAAAGAAGCGUAGACCUACCGGACAGCAGGAAGACCUUCCGCGAAAAACGCACAUUACGCCGUCGAAACAGACGUAACUUCGCCGUCCCCCCGGAACAUUUUCAGCCACGUGCUGCCGUUGUGAGAGCGACCGCCCAGAAGCCGGUGUUUGUUGUGACGGAUAUUAAAACUGAUUCUGAGACUCACGCGUUCUAUGUUGACCCUGUAAACUAUUACUUAAGAGUGAAUGACACAUCGCAUUUUGGAGAGGAACAUAAGAUACAAAUCUUU